Messenger RNA from Drosophila novamexicana, 1575 nucleotides. RefSeq names its product glutaryl-CoA dehydrogenase, mitochondrial. Bases 97 to 1356 code for a protein of 419 amino acids. The transcript is spliced from 2 exons. The record is from RefSeq and is a predicted model, not a curated record. Lineage: Eukaryota; Metazoa; Arthropoda; Insecta; Diptera; Drosophilidae. Gene Ontology annotation, molecular function: fatty-acyl-CoA binding; flavin adenine dinucleotide binding; glutaryl-CoA dehydrogenase activity. Gene Ontology annotation, biological process: fatty-acyl-CoA biosynthetic process; fatty acid beta-oxidation using acyl-CoA dehydrogenase. Gene Ontology annotation, cellular component: mitochondrial inner membrane.
UCAGUUGAGCGUGCGGUGGAGAGCAAGUGCAGCCGGUCAGCGAAAAUUCAUAAUUAAGGCAAACGAAGAAAACAACAACAAAGGCAGGCAAAAAGAAUGAUUGCGCAAAGUAUAAUCAGCAAACUGCGUCCGUGCGGCAUCCGGCGCCUGGCGAGCACCAAGGCGAGCAGUGCACCCAAAUUCAAUUGGCAGGAUCCGCUCAAUUUGGAGAGUCAGCUAACCGAGGAGGAGGUGGCCGUUCGCGAUGCAUUCCGCGGCUACUGCCAGUCGCAGCUGUUGCCGCGCGUCAUUCUCGCAAAUCGAUUGGAGCAAUUCGAUAAGAAGAUCAUGGAGGAGAUUGGCAGCCUGGGCGUACUGGGCUGCACACUGCAGGGCUAUGGCUGUGCCGGCGUCUCCAAUGUGGCAUACGGUCUGCUCACGCGCGAGGUGGAACGCAUUGAUUCUGCCUAUCGUUCCGCGGUGAGCGUGCAAAGCUCCCUGGCAAUGGGCGCCAUCUAUGAUUAUGGUUCCGAUGAGCAGAAGCAAAAGUAUUUGCCAAGCAUGGCGCAGGGCAAGCUGAUAGGCGCCUUUGGACUUACCGAACCGAACCAUGGUAGUGAUCCGGCUGGCAUGGAAACCCGAGCUAAAUACGACAGUAAAACCAAAACCUACAUACUGAAUGGCUCGAAGACAUGGAUAACGAGUGCGCCCAUUGCCGAUGUGAUAGUCGUGUGGGCCAAGGGCGAGGAUGGUAAAGUGCGCGGCUUUAUUGUCGAUCGGAGAUUGUCUGGUAAGGGCCUGGACACGCCCAGGAUCGAAGGCAAGUUCUCGCUGCGUGCCUCGCCCACGGGCAUGAUAAUGAUGGAUGAUGUACACGUGCCCGAGGACCUGCUGCUGCCCAACGCCCUCGGCUUUAGCGCACCGUUCAAUUGCCUGAACAACGCUCGUUAUGGCAUUGCCUGGGGAGCACUGGGUGCAGCGGAGGCUUGUGUGGAAACGGCGCGUCAAUAUACGCUGGAUCGCAAGCAAUUCGGACGACCACUGGCCGCCAAUCAGUUGAUCCAAAAGAAACUGGCUGAUGCCACCACGGAAAUAGCGCUUGGCCUGCAGGCGUGCCUGCAUGUGGGUCGCCUCAAGGAUCGCAAACUCCAUACGCCCGAGAUGAUCUCGCUGCUAAAGCGCAACAACGCGGGCAAAGCCCUGGACAUAGCGCGUCAGAUGCGCGACAUGCUCGGCGGCAACGGCAUCAGUGAUGAGUACCAUGUGAUCCGGCAUGUCAUGAAUCUGGAAUCGGUGAACACCUAUGAGGGCACUCAUGAUAUUCAUGCCCUGAUCCUUGGACGUGCCAUUACCGGCUUGGCUGCGUUUGCCAAUUAAAGCUAACUCGCGCAUUUAUCUAUGUUUCUAGUUUAUAAAUUUAGCUAGGCAAACAAAAUAAAAAGCAAUAUUAAAUUCGUUUCUAGCCAAGAGAUGUUAACACUUUCCUAGUAUUAAAUCGAAUUUUAUAUUAAAGACAAAACGGUUGCAACCGAAACAAAUCUUUACACGAAAACUCUAACCCAGGCAAGUUUCUGAAACCCUUUAUUAUUGAGGAAU